UUUGCCAGUCUGCCCCUGCUAUGACUGGCUUGACUGCCACUAUUUUGCUUCUGCUCUGGCUCUCCGUAUCUUCUGUAAUCGAGGCUACUAGUGGCAACGAGCCAUUUGUUGAUAGCUUAACAAUGGCAGGUCGUGAGGAGGUAAAGGAUGAACUGAGAAAUACUUUAACCAGAGCUAUCGAACUGCUUGGAUCUCCGUAUGCCAUGGCUGACGAGGACGAUAUACCCCCUCUUCCGCCACCUAUCAUCUCAGUUCCACCCCGUAACAGUAGGACUAGGCCAAUCGCGAUGGGAGCCUCGGUGGGCCUGGGAGGACCUUCCUCUUCGAGGCCAAGUAUGAUGACCAUAGGAGCAGGAGGACCCGCCGCUUCAUCUUCCAGCGUAGAUUCACCCUUCUCUAGCUCUAGCGAACGAACUGGAUUGGGCAGUGCCUCGUAUACAGCAGCCAGGGCGCUGAGGAGUGUAAGAUCUCAGGCGGAACAGAGGCUUAAUUUUGCACCCUAUCAAAGGAGAGCGGGGAAAGCCAGCUCCAAACCAUUACAAUUUACUUUUUUUUGUUUGCUGAAUCGUGAGGCUGACCGAGUACCCACAACGAAGGUAAUGAAAUUGAUGUUGUUAGAUGCUGGUGCAGGGGAAAAGUCAGUCACCAUGUCACCCUCACUUAAUGCUAAGGAAUUAAGAGACCAAAUAGUAUCGUCCUAUCCUCUCCUAGCAGAAGGGGGUGGCUUUGAGUUGCUGAGGUGUGUGCAGAAUUCACGAGAGCUUGAAGUCAUACCGUACAACUUCACAACGACACCACGAUACUUAAAGGCCUACGUGGGAGGAGGGAAGGUGUAUAUCAGACCACUCCAGAGAGAUCUCUCUGUUCCUGUGGCCACUGCUGUAGGUGAUGUAAAGGAAAAGUGUUUGAAGUGCCAGGAACUCAUUUUACUACCAUUAUUGAAAGAGCACAUGACCAGCUGCAGAGAGGAACGUCUGAUAGAUCUUGAAGCAAUGCUCUCCAAGUCAUAUUCCUCGAUAGAAGAUGUAAUUGCUGACUUUGAUAUAAUAUUAUCAAGAUCUGAUAUGCCCGUUACCGUUUCCAGAGACAGGAUUAUAGAGGAUUCUUUUCAACUGAUCGAAGCUCACCCUCAUAAACUACCUUCUCGUUUACUUAUAUCAUUUGCUGGAGAAGAGGGCUGUGAUGCUGGUGGGCUCAGUGCUGAGUAUUGGACACUGCUUGCUACUUCCCUGAAAGAUAAAUAUUUUGAUGGCGAGCAGCAUUGUGUUGUUAGGAAGAAUGCUUAUAGUGUACUUCAUAAUGAAUUUCUCAAGAUAGGAAGACUCUUUUCUUUAGGAAUAGCCAGUGGCUUUUCUUUUCCUUUCUUGGCUCACUGUGUAUAUGAUUAUUUAUGUGGCUGGAAUCCAGUAGAUAUCGAAUUUGAAAUUGAGUGUGUACCAUCUAGUGUAGUUAAAGAGAAAAUAAAGAAGAUUAAUGAUUCGGAAAAUUUAGAGGAAUUUCAUGAAGCUAUUGAAGGGAGUAUGGAUAUUAUAGCUGAGUCUGGAUAUACUAAACCUUUAUUAAAUUUGAAAAUUGAGGAAAAGGAGGAUUUAGUUCAUACUCUACUCAUGUACUUCUGUUUAUUGAUCAGCAAGGCGGAGUUGGAUCAAAUGAAAGAUGGUCUUCAGUAUCUGAAUCUCUGCACUUACAUGUCUCGUCACACUGAGCUUUUCAAGCCUCUUUUUUCGGCACCUGAGAUAGAUUUGACAGCUGAUAUAUUAUUGUCAUUACUGACUGUGAAUUUUACUGAUGAUGACGAUCUAGAGCGGGAUGCUUACGAAUACUUUAAAAGAUAUCUCAAAGAUUGUGAAGAUAUUGGAAUAGUUCCACUGCAAAAUGUGCUCCUUUAUUUUUCUGGAUACAAGUACCUACCCGUAUUCGGCUUUCAGUUCUCUCCAACGUUGACGUUUCAUGAAGAAACUUAUCCAAUGGCUUCAACUUGCGCACUUAGCUUAGUAAUACCUAAGAAGCACACGGAUUAUGUCAACUUUAGACUGGCAAUGGACAAGGCUAUGGUUUAUCAUGGUGGUUAUGGAAAGACAUGAUAACUUAAUUGCACUUUUAUCACUUUUACAUUAGACAUGUAUCAUUUGCUCUCAUCAUUUAUUCUUGUCACUGGUUAAACAUGUUAUCAUUAAUCCUGA
Amphimedon queenslandica is the source of this 2183-nucleotide messenger RNA. RefSeq lists its product as uncharacterized. The coding region runs from base 21 to 2084 and encodes 687 amino acids. Lineage: Eukaryota; Metazoa; Porifera; Demospongiae; Haplosclerida; Niphatidae. The transcript has 9 exons. The record is from RefSeq and is a predicted model, not a curated record. Gene Ontology annotation, molecular function: ubiquitin-protein transferase activity.